Messenger RNA from Seriola aureovittata, 2005 nucleotides. It is a transcript of the gene acta2, whose product is annotated as actin alpha 2, smooth muscle. Bases 199 to 1332 code for a protein of 377 amino acids. The transcript has 9 exons. The record is from RefSeq and is a predicted model, not a curated record. NCBI's taxonomy places the organism in Eukaryota, Metazoa, Chordata, Actinopteri, Carangiformes, Carangidae.
GAGGAGGGAGGAGGAGGUACGGGCCAUGUUUGGGAUGGAGGGAUGGAUGGAGGAAGUGGAGGGUUGAUAAACUGAGUCGCAGCAGUUCUGACUCUCACUUCUGUCCUGCCCCCCUCCCCACGUCCCAGCAGGCCCUGCACUGCCACGUGUGAGUCGGUGUCGUAGAGUCGUUGCUCGCCCACAGCGCCCCCUGCAGUCAUGUGUGAUGAUGAGGAGAGCACCGCUCUGGUCUGUGAUAAUGGAUCUGGUCUCUGUAAGGCCGGGUUCGCCGGAGAUGAUGCCCCCAGAGCCGUUUUCCCCUCCAUCGUGGGCCGGCCCAGGCACCAGGGGGUAAUGGUGGGUAUGGGACAGAAGGACAGCUACGUUGGAGACGAGGCUCAGAGUAAGAGAGGAAUCCUGACCCUGAAGUAUCCCAUCGAACACGGCAUCAUCACCAACUGGGACGACAUGGAGAAGAUCUGGCAUCACUCCUUCUACAACGAGCUGCGAGUGGCUCCAGAGGAACAUCCCACCCUCCUGACUGAAGCCCCACUGAACCCCAAGGCCAACAGGGAGAAGAUGACCCAGAUCAUGUUUGAGACCUUCAAUGUCCCCGCCAUGUACGUGGCCAUUCAGGCCGUCCUGUCCCUGUACGCCUCCGGACGAACCACAGGUAUCGUCCUGGACUCCGGUGAUGGCGUCACCCACAACGUGCCGAUCUACGAGGGUUACGCUCUGCCUCACGCCAUCAUGAGGUUGGACCUGGCGGGACGUGACCUCACCGACUACCUCAUGAAGAUCCUCACCGAGCGAGGCUACAGCUUCGUGACCACCGCGGAGAGAGAGAUUGUGCGGGACAUCAAGGAGAAGUUGUGUUACGUGGCUCUGGACUUCGAGAACGAGAUGGGGACGGCAGCGACCUCGUCCUCUCUGGAGAAGAGCUACGAGCUUCCUGACGGGCAGGUCAUCACCAUCGGCAACGAGAGGUUCCGCUGCCCUGAGACGCUCUUCCAGCCCUCCUUCAUCGGUAUGGAGUCGGCUGGUAUCCAUGAGACGACCUACAACAGCAUCAUGAAGUGUGACAUCGACAUCCGUAAAGACCUGUACGCCAACAACGUGCUGUCUGGAGGAACCACCAUGUACCCGGGUAUCGCCGACCGCAUGCAGAAGGAGAUCACAGCGCUGGCCCCCAGCACCAUGAAGAUCAAGAUCAUUGCCCCCCCAGAGAGGAAGUACUCAGUGUGGAUCGGCGGCUCCAUCCUGGCCUCCCUCUCCACCUUCCAGCAGAUGUGGAUCAGCAAGCAGGAGUACGACGAGGCCGGACCGUCCAUCGUCCACCGCAAGUGCUUCUAAGAGAUCCACCAUGGUCUUCACCCACCUGCCUCCGCCCCACCCACCGCCCCACCCACCGCCCCUUAGGUUUCUAGUGUCAGCUGCAGCACUGUCUUCAUGUUAACCUCACUGAGCACGAGCAAACAGGUCCCAGAUCAGCUCCCAAAAACAGCCACCAGGGGGCGACAGCAGGAAGUCAGCCAUGUUGUUGGUAUCCAGGAAGAUGCUACAAUCUUUAUGUCAGCUGGAAACAGGAAGUGAUGUCGUCUCUGGUGUUUUUGGAGAACUGAACCUUUAUUCUGAACUUCCAUCAGAAAAUCUGCAGAUUUUCAGCUCAAACAUCCUCCCUCUCUGCUCACAUGAGAACUGUGAAUGUGCCGCUUGUCCUCCUCCCACCUCCACCUCCCCUCGCUCCACCUGUGGCCCCGCCCCCACCCCCCAUCCUCCAUUUCGGUACUGUCUCUUGUCAAAAGGUGUGUUUUUAUUUUUGAUGAAUAAAGCUUGAAUGUCGCCCGCUGGAGUUAUCGAUCUGUGUUAGAAUGAUGUCACAGAGUGUAUGAUGAUGUCACAUUGGUUGAACUCUGGGUAGGUGAGCAGGAGGCGUGGCCUGCAUUAGGGACGUGUAGAGAAUGUGAUGUGACGUCAACAACAUGGAGGUGACAGGAAGACAAUAAAGAGCUCUCAUACAAGACAA